This is a messenger RNA of Helianthus annuus (common sunflower), 1377 nucleotides long. Its product is annotated as ELMO domain-containing protein A. Bases 297 to 1100 code for a protein of 267 amino acids. Lineage: Eukaryota; Viridiplantae; Streptophyta; Magnoliopsida; Asterales; Asteraceae. The transcript has 9 exons. The record is from RefSeq and is a predicted model, not a curated record.
ACUCUCUGCACUGCAGAGCUACCAUAGAUAUAGAGAGAGAAACUAGUGAGAGAAACAUACCUACCUACCUACACACAUAUCUCUCUCUCUCUCUCUUCCUACACAUACAUUCACACACACGCUGCACAAGAUCCUCUUAAUUCAUCUGCAGCAUUUCUUUCUUUACACACUUCUUGAUAAUUCAUCUCCUUAAUCGUGAUUAAUGUUGCACUGUUGUUGAUUCAAUUUCAUCGAGAUCGGUUAUGGUGAAAACGAAGGUGAAAUAGUGCGUGUUAGGGUGUACUGUGUGUAUACAAAUGGAUGAUACUGGUGGUGGAUCAUUUGUGGCAGUUAGGAGGGUUUCUCAAGGGCUUGAUCGAAGCAACACUUGUCAAUCAACUUCAGCCGAGGUUGUAGCAGGAUCAGCAGCAUGGCUAGGCAGAGGCCUUUCAUGUGUUUGUGCUCAGAGCAGGGAAGACGAUUCUCGCCAGUCAUUUGAUUUGACCCCUGCCCAGGAGGAUUGCUUAUUAAAGCUGCAACACAGAUUAGACAUUGCUUAUGAUAGUUCACUUCCUGAACACCAGGAAUCACUGAGAGCAUUGUGGAAAGCUGCGUUUCCCGAAGAGGAGCUCCAUGGUCUAAUUACCGAGCAGUGGAAGGAAAUGGGCUGGCAAGGAAAAGACCCUUCCACUGAUUUUCGGGGUGGCGGGUUUAUAUCACUGGAGAACCUAUUAUAUUUUGCCAGAAAUUUCCCGGAAUCAUUUCAAGAUCUUCUUCGAAAGCAGGAAGGUGAUAGGUCCAUGUGGGAAUAUCCUUUUGCUGUAGCUGGUGUCAAUAUCACAUUCAUGCUUAUUCAGAUGCUGGACCUUGAAGCAGUAAAACCCCGGAAUUUGGUUGGAGCAACCUUCUUGAAGUUUCUUUCAGAAAACGAAUCAGCUUUUGAUCUUCUGUAUUGCAUCGCGUUCAAGUUAAUGGAUCAUCAGUGGCUUGCUAUGCGUGCAUCUUACAUGGAUUUCAAUGCCGUUAUGAAAUCAACCCGGCAUCAACUAGAAAGAGAACUUUUGGAAGAAAACGUAACACGGCUCGAAGACUUACCCUCCUAUGCACUCCUUACUAGGUGACAGUCAGUCUGAUUGCUUCAAGAUAUAUUAGUUGACAGGUACAAAGAUUCACACGUUCCAUGAUCAGACAUGGUGAACGAUAUUGCAUCGUCUCACUACCAACUGUCUGCCUGAGUCCCUAGAGGUAUUGAGUUUUCUGACAAAAGAUCUAUAUGAGCCAUCUACUUUAUGAUGUAAAACAAAUGAACCUGAAAGAAUUGUUUGUAUCGGCUUUUUCGCGUCUAAUGGGUUGGCUUUGUGCAAAAGUUCACAUGACAAUGCAAGUGUGCUUAAAUGA